Ictalurus furcatus (blue catfish) is the source of this 4258-nucleotide messenger RNA. It is a transcript of the gene relb, whose product is annotated as v-rel avian reticuloendotheliosis viral oncogene homolog B. Gene Ontology annotation, cellular component: cytoplasm. Gene Ontology annotation, biological process: cellular response to stress; inflammatory response; regulation of transcription by RNA polymerase II. Bases 1524 to 3227 code for a protein of 567 amino acids. The transcript is spliced from 10 exons. Gene Ontology annotation, molecular function: DNA-binding transcription factor activity, RNA polymerase II-specific; RNA polymerase II cis-regulatory region sequence-specific DNA binding. The record is from RefSeq and is a predicted model, not a curated record. NCBI's taxonomy places the organism in Eukaryota, Metazoa, Chordata, Actinopteri, Siluriformes, Ictaluridae.
UAAUUACUGACCCAUUAUAGAGUACAUACAGAAGCGGUGACUGGAAAACUAACUUCUUAAAACUAAGGGUUCCAGUUAAAACCAAAAAAAGGCUUUCUCAGCCUGAUGCCAUAGGACAACCCUUUUAAGUUGCACAAAGAACCUUUUACUCCAAAGUUCUUUAGACUUCCCAAAAAUGGUCUUUUUGCUCUUUAGACUUCCCAAUGCCACAAGGAACCGUGUCAUUAGAUCAUAAUAUCUCUUUAUUUAGUGCUUUAAGGAACCAAAGUAAGGUUCUUAAGAAUGAUGCGAGGAGAACAUUUUCCAGUCCCAGAAAGAACCUUAUAGGGUUCACUUUAACCUGUUUAGUGGGGUUGAUACCUUCAAGAACCUAUACAAUGCUCUGAAGAACCUAUAAUGAACCAUAAAGAACUUCUUUAAUCUCAGAAGAGCCAUAUACAAUAAAAUAUGGUAAUAGUGUAAUACUAUAUAUAUAUAAAUACUUAAGCGAUAUAAAACAAACAAGUGACGUCACAACCUCCAGUUUUUGUUUUUGUGUGUAAUGGAUUAAACCGCACUUUUAUUCUUUACCUGCUAUUGGUGUGUUACCGUGGCGACGGUUUUAGGGGGUUCCCCAGUGGUGACGCAAGGGGAUUUCCAUGAAGUCGUUUUGAACGUGAUUGUAAAGUGAAAGACCUACAAACAGUGAGACAUUUUCACUCGCACGAGGAGAGGUUUGUGUGUCUGUGUGCGAUACGCAGAAUCAGAACCUAGUUGGUUUUUUUUUUUUUUUUUGUCGCGAGCGCAUAUUACCUUGACAACACCUAUUGUCGUGUAAUAAAGCAGCGCGCGCAGGACAGAGCAGGACAGAGCAGGCGGAAAUGAGUGUGUAGUGCAGCCGAGCUGCCGCUUCGGGACCUCAGACGAAGCUGGGAGCGUUUUAAGAGGGCGAACACUUCAAAACAAACAAACAAAACUAUUUUCUCCGACUGACUUCACCUUGCCAUGAAAAUAAUGAGCAUAAAUAUUCCUAACGGCACGCCUGAUAUAGCAGGUAAGUUUCUAACUUCUUGUUUUAUUAGGGUAAUAGUGUGACAUUUAACGCCUAGGCCUAGCUAAAUGCGACGUUACUAUGUAAUAAAAAGCUUGAGUUGAGCGCAAGAGGAAAAUGGCGACCACUGAGUGUCAGUUUCUUCUCAGUCAGUGGUACUGAGACAACAUGUAAACAUCAACAACAUAAAUCCAUCCGUACAUAUAUACAUACAUAUAUACAUACAAAUAUACUUAUAUACAAGCCGCCAUUUUAUCACUAUGGUCUGUUCGCUGUGUAAUUAAAGGCAGGCUGGUGUUUUCAACACAGCAGUGUAAAAAUACACGUACAUGUAGGCUAAUUCUCCGUCAGAAAUCUAUAAUUGAUGUUUUUAUUGGUCAUUGACAUUGUUGACGUUUGACACGCGUUUCCAUAUAUGGGAACGACAUGACACUGCAUCUAUAGCAUAUAAACAACUUUCAGUUUCACUUUGUUAGCCUGGCUCUGGAUCUCUAUGUCCCUAAUGCGGGUUUGUUUUUCUUUCUUUCUUUCUAUCUUUCUUUCUUCCUAUCUUUCUUUCUUAGAGUUCGAACUCGAGCUCAUAGAUGCAUUCAUAUCGGAGAAUUCAGUUAACCUCCCAGGUCCUCCUCCUCCACCUGCAGACUCUGAUGAUCAGCUUCAUACCACAUCAGUAAUGACUGGACACAGUUCUGCUCCAGUGCUGGUCCCCAGAUGUACGGCCCCCAAGAAUUUUGAUAUGUUCUCAACAGCGCUUACAUCACCUCGUGGCCCUAGAGGCCAGCGGCGCAGUACAGCUUCAGCAGUGGCUCACUGUGUGCGUCCUCAGCACACGGACACCGAACAGCUGGAGCAGCUGCUGGACAAACCAGUUCUGGUGGUGGUGGAACAGCCCAAGGAGCGCGGCAUGAGGUUCCGCUAUGAGUGUGAGGGCCGAUCGGCCGGUAGCAUCCUGGGAGCCUCAAGUACUGAUGUCAACAAGACGCUACCUUCCAUCGAGCUUCAAGGGCCAAUCGACAGGAUAAAAAAUGUGAAGGUCACAGUGUCUCUUGUGACAAAGGACAUCCCUCAUCGCCCACAUCCACACUGCUUGGUCGGAAAGGACUGUUCAGAUGGCAUAUGCGUCAUCAGCUUUAAUCCCCACAACAUACGGCGCCACAGUUUUGUGAAUUUAGGCAUCCAGUGUGUUCGGAGGAAAGAAUUAGAUGCUUCCCUGAUGAAGAGGAAGAAGAAAAACAUCGAUCCAUUCAGCACUGGCCACUCGAAGAGCAUUGAGGACAUGGACAUGAAUGUGGUUCGUUUAUGCUUCCAGUGUGAGCUGGAGAGAGAAGAUGGGGACAGGACCUAUCUCUACCCUGUGGUAUCUAACCCCAUUUACGACAAAAAAGCUACUACAACUGCAGAGCUGAAAAUCAACAGGUUGAACAUUGUGCAAGGACCCUGUACAGGCAAGACAGAGAUCUACAUGCUUUGCGACAAAGUGCAAAAAGAUGACAUUGAGAUCAUCUUCAGUUUGGGCAACUGGGAGGCUAAGGCUGAGUUUGCACAGACCGACGUGCAUCGGCAGAUUGCCAUCGUCUUCAAGUCACCGCCGUAUCAGGAGCAGGACCUUGCCGAAGAGGUCGAGGUUAAUGUGUCUCUCCGUCGCAUUUCAGACCGCAUGUACAGCGAGCCGGUGAAGUUCACCUACCUUCCUCACAAUCCAGAUCCGUAUGAGGUCAAACGCAAACGGAAAAUAAAAUCUAGCAAGUUCAAUGAGGACUGCAGUGUCAGCACAGACGAGGUCAUGAGCACACCAGGUCCAGCACACCAGUUUGAUCCGUUCUGCGCCGAUGGGUCCGACUGCGGUAUUCUGCCUCAGGAGGAGAUGUUCCCUCAGGUCCCUCAGGUCCCUCAGGUCCUGGAUGGGAUUCACUACGAGGACAGUGGUUCCCAACUGGAUGACACGUGUGUCAGCCUGGACCCAGACACAAUGAACAGCCUACUGUGCAGCCUCAAUGAUUGCCUGGGUCCCCAGAACUUUCUCCAGCUUUUGAACAGCCAGGAUCCCAACUCCAGCAUCGCAGAUGCAAACCUGAAUCACAUGGAAGCUGGCCAGCCUCCCAUUUCUUCAUUCAUUGACCCAUUUUACAACCAAGAACUUCCACAAGACCUGCAGGACAUUUUCUUACGUCAGGUCAAAACUGAAGACGACUCAUGAAGUCCUCAGUAGAUGCUUCUAAGAGUAGAGAUGUAGAGCGAGCUCCUCAUUUUCAUUAGUGGAAAAUAAGGAUUGGGGUCUGUACUCCAGAAACGUGCAUGUAGGUUUAGAUUCACACUGGAUGCCAUGUGCUGUCCCUGAGGGCAGUCAAAAUGACAAUCGAACCUGAAGGACAAAUCUGAGGGAAGUCCGAAAAUGGGCUGUGUGUGUAUACUAUAUAUAUGUUCAUGCCAUAAAAUGGCUGCUCAGACCUUAGCCUUUCUCCAUUCUGGAGUGUGUGUACUGUCUAGUGAUGCCCUUGAUGCCCUUCUGUAUGGUGAUGUACGUUCUGGGAGAUGCAUAGGACCUUUAGUAGUCCUUCGUGAGGAAAAAGAAAAAAGAUGCUGUUUGAAUGCUUUUUGAGGAGUAAUUGUCAAAUAGGCCAUUAGUGGAUUGCACAGGCUUCAUAUUGCUGUCUAGUCCAGAAGGUAACAUUCCCACCUUCAUCCAUAUAUACUCAAAUACUGUGUGUACGUAAAACAACGAGCCUGUGGGGUUUUUUUUUUUUUUUUUGGAUUACCAUUUCUGCUGGUGCAUCCUUUGCUUAGAUGAAUGUCAAGUAAUAGCAUUAAAUAUAAUGAUGCGUUUAUUUUAAGAUCGUUUAGGAUUUGAUUGACAUUCUGUGAAAUAAACGAGAAACGUUUUGUACAUUUUGUAAAAAAAAAAAAAAACAACAAAAAAAAAACGAAACAAAAUUAAUUCGUUGAAUGCCGUAGCAAGUUGAAAACAUUGAAGGAUUAGCUGGUAUAUAGCUAUAUAUCUAUAUAUAUAUAAAUAAUUCUGUUUGUAAAGUUGUAGUAAACUACGACCAAAAUGCACUAUCGUUUCUCCUUGGGAAAAUCUUGUAUGCACCGCUGUGUCUUGUAUUAAAGGCUUGGUUUAGAUUCUUUGGUUUUGGAUAAGUGAUGUCACAUACUGGCUACUGCUACAUGUGAACUAGACUGACAGUUGUGAAAUUUCAUUAUAUCCUCAUUCCUGUGAACAUUUCUGUA